Messenger RNA from Westerdykella ornata, 342 nucleotides. RefSeq lists its product as uncharacterized. The record is from RefSeq and is a predicted model, not a curated record. The annotation marks the transcript as partial. NCBI's taxonomy places the organism in Eukaryota, Fungi, Ascomycota, Dothideomycetes, Pleosporales, Sporormiaceae. The transcript has a single exon.
CCUACCCCCGUUUCUUCCACCUACGGGGAAUCUCCUUUGGACGCUACCGAGUCUUCAAUCCCUACCGCAGGCUCAACCUACAUCAUCGUUUCCGCCACCAGCGGUCAUGCGAUCACCUUUCGCGGCGGGGUCAUCAUCCUUGAGCGUAUUGGGGGACCAGGGAACAUUCGCUGGGAGUGCGUCGAGACGAACGGCUGGUUGGGCUUUCGUGAUCCUGCAUCGGCCCUGUACUUCGGGCGCUGUAAUCAAUCCACUGUUCACUGCAAGGCGCCGCAUCACAAGGGCUGGGAGUUCUAUUGUGUCCGUCAUACUUCCAGGAAUGGCGGGGGGUAUGUGUUGCUU